AUGCCUGGGGGCCCCAAGUUCCCUGAGUCUGCGGUGGACACCAGGGGCACCCCAGGACAUAGAGCCCGCAGACUGGCAGGCAGCAGGCUCCUGGUGCCCCAGAGCAGGGCCCCAGGAGAGCGCGCCCACGGCGCCCCCGGCGCCCCAGGCCCCCAGGAAAGCCGGCCUGACUCUGCAUCUCCCGUGCACACGAGCCUGGCGCAGCCGGCAGUCGCGCGGGCCGGGGUGCCGGCCGAGAAGCCCCUCACUCGUUCCGCGGAACUGGACCCGCCUCCCGUCCUCCCGUCCUCCCGUCCUCCCGCGGGUGCUCCGGCAGCCGCCGCCCGGGCCCACCGCCUCCCCGGACCCGGGCCCGCCGCCCCUCCGUCCUCGCGGGCCCACCUCACGGCCCGCCGCCCCUCCGUCCCCGCGGGCCCACCUCACGGCCCGCCGCCCCUCCGUCCCCGCGGGCCCACCUCACGGCCCGCGGCCGCCCUGGUCUCAUCGCCGCCGCAGCUCAGUCGGAUCCGCGCAGCCCUCAGCGCCGCGGGGGCGGGCCCGCGCCGGCUUCGCCAUGGCAACGCGACACUUCCGGCCCGCGCGGCCCUAAGCCGGAAGCCGCGGGACCCCGGCCCGCGGCCCCCCGAGGCAGAGGCGCCCUCCCAGCCCCCCAAGCGGAGGAAGAAGCGGUACCUGCGGCAUGACAAGCCGCCCUACACCUACCUGGCCAUGAUCGCCCUGGUGAUCCAGGCCGCGCCCUCGCGCAGGCUCAAGUUGGCGCAGAUCAUCCGGCAAGUGCAGGCCGCGUUCCCCUUCUUCAGGGGCGACUACGAGGGCUGGAAGGACUCCAUCCGCCACAACCUUUCCUCCAACCCGUGCUUCCGCAAGGUGCCCAAGGACCCUGCGAAGCCCCAGGCCAAAGGCAACUUCUGGGCCGUGGACGUGAGCCUGAUCCCGGCCGACGCGCUGCGCCUGCAGAACACGGCCCUGUGCAGGCGCUGGCAGAGCCGCGGCAUGCGCAGGGCCUUCGCCAAGGACCUGGGCCCCUACGUGCUGCAGGGCAGGCCCUACCGGCCGCCCAGCCCGCCGCCCCCGCCCCGCGAAAGCUUCAGCAUCAAGUCCCUGCUCGGGGACCCCGGGGAGGAGCCCACGGGGCCUGCACCAGGCAGCCCCACGCCGGCAGGGGCCAGGUGCUGGGGCGAGGAGCCAGUACCCACUGCACCGCCCCCCUCCUCCAAGAGGUUUCCGUGGCCGCAGCACCCCCUCCCCAAGCCUAGCAGUGCGGGAGAGAGGGAGACAGCCCAGGGGGCUGUCUUGGGAACCCCUCCCCUCACCCCAGAGCCCAGGGCCUGGCCAGUCCAUUUACUGCAGGGUCCCCCAGAGCCUGGGGCCCUGCCCAGAGGGGCUCCUGCAGCCUCGCUGUGGGGGCAGCUGCCCACCUCCUACCUGCCCAUUUACACGCCCAACGUGGUCAUGCCUGUGACCUCACUGCCAGCCACCUCCUGUCCCCAGUGCCCACCCUCCAGCAGCCCAGCCUACUGGGGUGUGGCCCCCGAGACGCGAGGCCCCUCAGGGAUGUUCUGGGACCUGGAUGCCCUCUUCCAGGGGGUGCCGCCUAACAAGAGCAUCUAUGAUGUCUGGGUCAGCCACCCCCGGGACCCAGCCACCUCUGCUCCAGGCUGGCUGCUGUCCUGGUACAGCCUGUGA
This is a messenger RNA of Ochotona curzoniae (black-lipped pika), 1686 nucleotides long. RefSeq names its product forkhead box H1 (gene FOXH1). The record is from RefSeq and is a predicted model, not a curated record. Bases 1 to 1686 code for a protein of 561 amino acids. The transcript is spliced from 5 exons. Gene Ontology annotation, biological process: regulation of DNA-templated transcription. Lineage: Eukaryota; Metazoa; Chordata; Mammalia; Lagomorpha; Ochotonidae. Gene Ontology annotation, molecular function: DNA-binding transcription factor activity; sequence-specific DNA binding.